Salarias fasciatus (jewelled blenny) is the source of this 3921-nucleotide messenger RNA. It is a transcript of the gene gfpt1, whose product is annotated as glutamine--fructose-6-phosphate transaminase 1. The coding region runs from base 74 to 2122 and encodes 682 amino acids. The transcript is spliced from 19 exons. The record is from RefSeq and is a predicted model, not a curated record. Gene Ontology annotation, biological process: fructose 6-phosphate metabolic process; UDP-N-acetylglucosamine metabolic process; protein N-linked glycosylation. NCBI's taxonomy places the organism in Eukaryota, Metazoa, Chordata, Actinopteri, Blenniiformes, Blenniidae. Gene Ontology annotation, molecular function: L-glutamine:D-fructose-6-phosphate transaminase (isomerizing) activity; carbohydrate derivative binding.
GGCUUGCUGACAGGCGUUCCCAGCAGAAAAACCAAACUCCUCCACCAGUCUCUCAAACAGACAAGCUGUAGUCAUGUGCGGAAUCUUUGCCUAUCUCAACUACCAUGUGCCAAGGACUCGCCGUGAGAUCCUUGAGAUCCUCCUUAAAGGUCUGCGGCGUCUGGAGUACAGAGGCUACGACUCAGCCGGUGUGGGGAUCGACGGCGGAAACGUGAAGGAGUGGGAGUCAAACGCAAAGUCCAUCCAGCUGAUUAAGCAACGUGGAAAAGUGAAGGCUCUCGAUGAGGAAAUCCACAAACAGCAGGACAUCGACUUGGACGUGGAGUUUGAUGUUCACCUCGGCAUCGCUCACACCCGCUGGGCCACACACGGCGAACCCAGCCCCAUCAACAGCCACCCACAGAGAUCCGACAAGUCCAACGAGUUCAUUGUUAUUCACAACGGGAUCAUCACCAACUACAAAGACCUGAGGAAAUUCUUGGAGAGCAAAGGCUACGAGUUUGAGUCGGAGACUGACACGGAGACCAUCGCCAAGCUGGUGAAGUACAUGUACGACAACCGGGAGAGUGACGACAUCAGCUUCGCCACGCUGGUUGAGCGUGUGAUCCAGCAGCUGGAGGGAGCGUUUGCACUGGUCUUCAAAAGUGUCCAUUAUCCCGCAGAGGCAGUUGGCACAAGGAGGGGCAGUCCUCUGCUGAUCGGAGUGCGCAGUGACCACAAGCUGUCCACCGAUCACAUUCCUGUGCUCUACCGCUCUUCUGGUAAAGACAAGAAGAGCUGCAGCGCUCUCCCCAGGACGGGCCAGGACACCUGCCUUUUCCCCGUGGACGAGAAAGCCGUGGAGUACUACUUUGCCUCUGAUGCAAGUGCGGUGAUCGAGCACACAAACCGUGUGAUCUUUCUGGAGGAUGACGACGUGGCCGCCGUGUCGGACGGAUGUCUGUCCAUCCACAGGAUAAAGCGCAGAGUCGGAGACUACCCGGCUCGGGCCAUCCAGACCUUGCAGAUGGAGCUGCAGCAGAUCAUGAAGGGAAACUUCAGCUCCUUCAUGCAGAAGGAGAUCUUUGAACAGCCGGAGUCUGUGGUGAACACCAUGAGAGGAAGAGUGAACUUCGACAACAACUCAGUGACGCUCGGCGGGCUGAAGGAUCACAUCAAAGAGAUUCAGAGGUGUCGGCGACUAAUCCUCAUUGCCUGUGGCACCAGCUACCACGCCGGCGUAGCAACCCGUCAGGUCCUGGAGGAGCUCACCGAGCUGCCCGUCAUGGUGGAGCUGGCCAGCGACUUCAUGGACAGGAACACGCCCGUCUUCAGGGACGACGUCUGCUUCUUCAUCAGCCAGUCAGGGGAGACCGCCGACAGCCUCAUGGCCCUCCGCUACUGUAAGGAGAGGGGGGCUCUGACUGUGGGCAUCACCAACACAGUGGGCAGCUCCAUUUCCAGGGAGACCGACUGCGGGGUCCACAUCAACGCUGGGCCAGAGGUCGGAGUGGCCAGUACCAAGGCCUACACCAGUCAGUUUGUGGCCCUGAUCAUGUUUGCGCUCCUGAUGUGCGACGACAGGAUCUCCAUGCAGCCCAGACGCCGGGAGAUAAUCCAGGGGCUGAAAGUGCUUCCAGAUCUGAUUAAGGAGGUCUUGAGCUUGGACGAUGAGAUCCAGAAGUUGGCGCAAGAGUUGUACCAGCAGAAGAGUGUGCUCAUCAUGGGCAGAGGCUACCAUUACGCAACCUGCCUGGAGGGAGCGCUGAAAAUCAAGGAAAUCACGUACAUGCAUUCAGAGGGCAUCCUGGCCGGAGAGCUGAAGCACGGUCCUCUGGCGCUGGUGGAUAAACUCAUGCCGGUCAUCAUGAUCAUCAUGAGAGACCACACCUACACCAAGUGUCAGAACGCCCUGCAGCAGGUCGUUGCCCGCCAGGGCCGCCCCAUUGUGAUCUGUGACAAAGACGAUUACGAAACCAUCAAAAACUCCAGCCGCACCAUCAAAGUGCCUCACUGCGUGGACUGCCUGCAGGGCAUCCUGAGCGUCAUCCCUCUGCAGCUGCUGUCCUUCCACCUCGCCGUCCUCCGAGGUUACGACGUGGACUGUCCAAGAAACCUGGCCAAGUCUGUGACAGUGGAGUGAAACGCACCAUUCAUCACCUGACGUCGGCAACAACAGAAGCCUGGCAGACACACGGGGACACCGAGACGGCGUCCGGACGAAGAAACCCAGACACGUCCCACUUCUCUGCCCGCUUGCUCUUUUUAAUGCAAUCAUCUUUCUCGACGGUCGUGUAUCUUACUGUUGCAUAUUAUCUGUAGUUCACUGUCUAUCCCCUCCAGUCGUGAUUGUCGUUAUUUCGUUGUCUGUGAUGUUGUUUUGUCUGUGGUGGCAGGGACUGGGCUGGCACUUCAACCAUCUGCUGUGAACGCGUAAACAACUGACAGUUGAUCAUUCAGGUUUCUCCACACGGGUGCUCCAAACUCAGAAGAAGCCCUCCAUGUUUAUUUGAGCGUGUUAGUCUCUCUGGUAGCUGACGUCAAAACUCGACUGACAGAAAUACAGUUUCAGGACCUUGCUGGCUCAUUCACAGGUUUAGUGCAAUGAUUUGUAGGUUGGUUGGGUUUUUUUUUUUUUUGUUUUGUUUUUCUUUGGCAGCUAAUUAUCUGAAGUGUCUUCAUUCCGUAGUUGAAGUAAAUCAGUCUUUAAUCAUUCCAAGUCACAGGUCUUCUUCUUUUUAGAAUUUCAGCCCAGUUUUCCAGCCUCAGUAACUUUACGGACUUUCUUCUGAAUGUACUGAAGUAGAAACAUCAGAAGUCAGAUUACUUAAGAAUCUUGUAAAUACACAACUGUACUGUGUCUUCUUGAACUGGUCUCGUCUUUGGAUCUCAUGUUCUGCAGUUCAAACGCUGGUCUGGGUGCCUUCAGUUAGUGAGAAUAAGUCUUGUUUACUGAAGACCCGCAGUAGAAGGAAGACUGUGCUUCUUCUCGUUUCUGGUUUACAGUGUUUUCACGUAAACCACGAACUGAAGUAAUUAAUGUGAGGUGCUCACCUGCAGUAGAAAUUGCACAGUCGCCAGCCCACACUCUGCCACCAUCACUGCUGCAAUCACAUUAUUGGGACCAUUUGUACUUCAUAGCUUUGUUAUAUUUUAGUCUCUUUUUUUUUCUAUUAUUGGAGUUAAUAUUUUUGUUUGGAAAUUGAAUGUUACCAUCAUUUUAAAAUGUCAAACCAAAAUUGUUGUAACGGCUUUGGCAGUUGUAAACCAAAACAUAGAUUUUAUAUGUUCAUGUAAUGUUUUUGUAGCCACGUGUGCGGAUGCCUUUAGGUUGUGUCACAUUGUGAAGUCCAAAGGGAGCGUAUACACAGCUACACGGCAGUAUGUCACACCGUAGAUGUUUACUUCAGUAGGAAAGUCUCCUGCCAGCUGUGUGUGUGAGUAUGUGUGUGAGAGAGAGAUCCCAGAUGUCUUUUAUUCAAAAGCCAAGAAAAGACUGAUUAUGUGCACACAACUUUGCAUCAGUGAAGAAACAGGAGCUGCAUGUCUUUUAAAAAACCAUCUGACGUUUGAAAAUGUUUAUCUUGCUUCUGCAGUCGAGCCUUAACUUUUAAUUUGUUUGCAGCUCUUCGUCUCAUCUCGAAGCUUUUCCUGAGCCAGUGAUAGGGUUUAAAACUGGACGACGUUGUUACAGGUACUUUUCGUAACCCGCGCUAGAAAACUUUGAUUUCUCGGUUGGAUGCGUUAACAAACGGACACGACACUGAAUCUGAGCGCCGUCUGCUGGGUUACAGAGGGGGUGGGGCACUAUUUAUUAGUGGAAAUGAUGCAAUAAAGUGUCAAGUACUUCUCUUUUCGAAGCGUUUCCGGUCAUUCAAUGAGACACACGGUAAUCCACGAUACACCUGGUUGUAAACAUCUAAAAUAAAAAGUGAGUCUUUA